CCCAAGUGGAUAAGUUAAGUACCGGGCAUCCUAUCAAGAUUUGCACUUGCCCCAGGACCGUUCUUGGUAAAGUCGGCCCCUAAAGUAUUCAGAAGACUUUACGAAUACGAAGUAUUGGGCACUUGCACAUUUGCUUAUAAGUAUCGACAUACCUACAGAUUGCCUAAUUGGUGUCUCUCUCGCCAUAGCCCUUUCGUGGCCUAGCCGUUAGCGCAGCCAAUCCAAGGCUCAAUCACCUACUCUGUGACUAUCUGCUGGACCAGCUUCAUUAUAUUUACCCGGAGAAGGCAGAACCUGUCGUUGGCGUCAUCGCGGCUGCGCAUGUGGUGCAAGCUUGCACAUCCCCAACACGCCGGAGUCCAAACGACGCUAGCCACGGCAAUGAGGGCUCUCAACUUCAUACAACGGGGCCUUACCCUCCCAGCCGCAACCCCAUGCCCACCUUCAAACGCCAUCUACAACCCCAGCCCUCCAUCCCUCGCCUCGACGGCCUCCUGCAGCCCCCGCUGCCUCCCUCCUGCUCCCACACCUCUCCACCAUUCCUCCAGCCCCUACCUCCUGCAUCACCAUCGUCGCCUGAGCCUCUGCUCAGCCGCCUUCACCUCACACUCCGGCUCCACUGCUAUCCCCUCUGCUACCGCUGCUGCUUCCACGUGUGCCCCUGUCGCCCCUGCUUCCGCAGCAACAGCCUCCGCUGUAACGCCGCUACGCUUCCGCUCCGGUCGCCGCCGCAUGACGGCCCUCGAACGCGCCGCCGCGGCGGCCCAUGACGCUCUGGCGGAGGCCCAUGCUGCUGCUGCUGCUGCGGCGGCGGCGGCGGCCCCUGCAAAGGGGGCCGCUUCUACUGUGAAGGGUGCAGCAGCAUCCAGAGGGGCUACUGUUGCUGCUGUUGGUGCUGCUCCUGGAGUUACCCCGAGGCAGAAGGACUUCGGGACUCGGCCUAGGGCGGCGUCAGUGGCGGCAGCGGCCGCGUCGCGUACGGCAGCUGCAGGGCCGCUGGCGAUGACGGAGGGCGGGUUUGGGGAUGGGGCGGAGGAGGAGCAGGAGCGGGAGGAAGGGGAGGAGGAGAUGGGACAGGAGGAGCGGCAAGCGGUGGAGAGGCGACGACGCUUCGUGGGCCAGCUGCAGGGUGUUCCCCACGUGGUGUCAGCCGCCGAGCACCUGGGCAGUGCGCGCAAGCGGGCAGCCAAGGUGGCGCCCUCGGCAGGCAUCAAGAACGCCGCGGAGAAGGAGCGCAACCGCGCUGCCCGUCGCCUGGACACCCUCAUGCAGGCUCUGGCAGUGCCGCUGGGUCGCUAUGUGGCGGCCUUCCCGCAGCCCGACCGGCUGCACCCCUUUGAGAGGGAGCUGCUGGCGCUCACGGUGGGUGAGGCGGCGUAUUGCGGGGCACUGCAGCGAGUGGAGCGGCUGAGGAAGGCUGUGCAGGAGGUCGGCAAGGGCGCUGCCAGUCGUGCCGCCCAGGCGCCCAACAAGGCUGCUGCCACGGCCGCAAGCGAGGAGGGGGUGGCGGCGUUGGAGGCCGUAUUCAGCGCGGGGGCACGCCACGUGGACGCUCUCAAGGAGGUUGCCAAGCAGCUGCGCUCGCUGCCCUCCCUGGACCCCUCGCUGCCCACUCUGGCGCUGGUGGGGGCACCCAACGUGGGCAAGAGCAGCCUCGUCAACAUCCUGUCCAGCGGCACACCCGAGGUGUGCAACUACCCCUUCACCACCCGCUCCAUCAAGAUGGGCCACUUCUACCUGGAUGCGCAGAAACACCAGGUCACCGACACCCCCGGUCUGCUGCGCCGCCCCGACGCCGCCCGCAACCGCAUGGAGCGCCUCACGCUGGCGGCGCUGGGCUGCCUGGACGCGGCGGUGGUGGUGUUCGUGGCGGACCUGACGGGGGAGUGCGGCACGGGGGUGGCGGACCAGUGGGCCAUCAGGAGGGAGCUGCAGUCUCGCUUCCCCGGCCGGCCCUGGAUCGACGUGCUGUCCAAGUCGGACAUGCUUGAGGACGUCUUCGCCGCGGCAGAUGAGCUCAUCCGCAAACGGCAGGCCACCGGGUCAGACGAACGACCCACGGGUCAAUGGCCAAUGCAGCCCUCCUUGGCAUCGGCAGACCGGCAGCAGCAGCAGACGGUGACGACAGAAGCAAUGAGGAGCAGUGGCAGCAGCAAGCCGCAAGAGGAGGAGGAGGUGAAGGGGGAAGGCGUAAAAGAGGGACCACGACAGGAGCAUAGGAAAGAGCAGGACGAGGAGGAGGAGGUAGAGAGUGCGGUGGAGGUGGCUGCUCGCCUCACCCAUGCGGUCCGCAUCUCCUCCCUCACGCACGACGGCAUUCCCCAGCUGCAGCUCGCCAUUAUCCGCACGCUUCGGGCGCGACAGGCAGCGCAGCAGCAACAGAUGCUCCAGCAGCAACAGCAGGCGGCACAGGCGCGGGCACUAGCACAGCAGCAGCUGGGGCAGCAGGGAGAGCAGCGGCAGGGACUGCCGGUGGUCACGUUUUUCAGCCCGUGAAGGAAAGGGGUUGGGCGUUGUUGUGUGGUUGGAUGGGGCGCAUGGGGCGUUGUUGUGGCGUUGCUGGACGGAUCAGAUCGGGAACCUUACCGCUGAUGCAGACCUGGGGUGGAUGGCCUAAGCUUACAUGCGAUUGUCGCUUGGGUGGGAUGGUUGAAUGGAAGGGUGUGGCUGUGGGGCCUUGUGCACAUGCACUUAGGAAGUCCGUACUCCACGUCUACGUCUUGUUAUGUAUAAGAAUACCGUUGCAAGCCUGUUGCAAGUCCGAAAUCACGCACCACAUGUGGAUAAGUUUGUCACACCAGAAUAUAAACACGGGUGACAACAUCAUGGGGCUUAUCAUGGAG
Molecule: messenger RNA, 2843 nt
Organism: Astrephomene gubernaculifera
Lineage: Eukaryota; Viridiplantae; Chlorophyta; Chlorophyceae; Chlamydomonadales; Astrephomenaceae
Source: the annotation of a GenBank genome assembly